This is a messenger RNA of Pyrus x bretschneideri (Chinese white pear), 1208 nucleotides long. Its product is annotated as SPX domain-containing protein 1. The record is from RefSeq and is a predicted model, not a curated record. The coding region runs from base 126 to 992 and encodes 288 amino acids. The transcript has 3 exons. NCBI's taxonomy places the organism in Eukaryota, Viridiplantae, Streptophyta, Magnoliopsida, Rosales, Rosaceae. Gene Ontology annotation, biological process: cellular response to phosphate starvation.
ACCUCUCCGUCCUUCUCUCUCCCCUCUGUCUCUCUCUCAUCAGACCCGCACGUCGCCGUUGUUGGCAGAACAUCUCGCCGGAAAAUUCCCAGAACACUUCGGGCGUCGCGGUGUAGCGCGGGAGCAUGAAGUUCUCGAAGAGCCUCGGCAUCCUGAUCGAGGAGGCCUUGCCGGAAUGGCGGGACAAGUUUCUGUCGUACAAGGACUUGAAGAAGCAGCUGAAGCUGAUCUACCCCAAAGACGGAGACAAACCUCCCAAUAAACGGCCUAGAUUGUCCGACGACGACGACGAUCGUGCUGACGGCGAGGGCGGUGAGGUUUCCAAGGAGGUAACGGAUUUCGUGAGGUUGUUGGAGAACGAAUUGGAAAAGUUUAAUGCUUUUUUUGAGGAGAAGGAGGAAGAUUACGUUAUUCGAUGGAAGGAGCUGCAAGACAGGGUAGCAGACGCAAAGGAUUCCAAUGAAGAGUUGAUGAAUGUAGGGAGAGAGAUAGUUGAUUUUCAUGGAGAGAUGGUUUUGUUAGAAAAUUACAGCGCCCUUAACUAUACAGGUCUAUUGAAGAUACUAAAGAAACAUGACAAGCGAACUGGUGCUCUAAUUCGCCUUCCCUUUGUCCAAAGGGUCAUGCAACAACCAUUCUUCACUACUGAUGUACUAAACAAGCUUGUAAAGGAGUGCGAGGUGAUGCUCGAUCAUGUUUUCUCCAAGAAUGACCCAUCAGCCCCAUCUGAAGCAACCGAAGUGGAAGAACGGUGUGAGUCUACGACUGUGACUGAAAAUAGAGAUAGGAUAUUUAAAGCGCCUACUGAACUUGCAGAAAUAAAACAGAUGGAGAGCGUCUAUGUGAAGCAAACUGUGUCGGCAUUGCGUGUCUUGAAAGAGGUACGGAGUGGAAGCUCAACUGUGAGUGCCUUCUCAUUGCCCCCUUUGCAAAUAAAUGUGAUGGAAGAGGAUUUGAAGAAUAUGCCUGUUUUAGAACAAGUAGCCAAAUAAAUGUUUUGAAAAAUUAGGGAUUGAAUUUCCUUUUGGUAUUGAAUUUAGACCAAUCAUAGAUACCAAUUGUAUUCUCAUAACGGUGGGAUCGAGCCUUUGAAAUCCCAUCCCUUUUUACCCUGACCACUGUUUGCAUGUCAAACUGAAGUUAACUCGUGUGAAGAUGAUUGUCGCCCUAUCUUAUAAUUAUCAAUUGUUGCCCCCUUUUUAUGUGAA